AUGAGUUUCAGGAGCAAGAAUGAAGAUAGGCUUAGCUCUUUGCCUGAAGAAGUUCUUUCACAUAUACUCUCUUUAAUGCCUACAAAAUUUGAUGUUCGAAGUUGCAUUUUAUCGAAAAGAUGGAGGCAGAGUUGGAUGAUGGUCACAAACCUUGACUUUAACGAAUCUCAUCCCACCUGUGGUCUCGAUUGGUUUAUGAAAUUUGUGGAUCGGGUAUUGGAGCUCUGCAAAACUUCCCAAGUUAAAUUAUUCAAGUUACAUUUUACCCGUUAUGUGGUGCCAAAGUCAAGUGUGUCAAAGUGGAUCGAUAAAGUAGUUAGAUUAAAUGUUUGUGAGCUUGACAUAAACGUUCGUCGGGUUGGGCUGCCUCAAAGCCUAUUCACUUGCAAAACACUCACAAAACUAAGCUUAGUUGUGAGUUCUAAUCAUUCGAAUUUUUUCAAUCUUCCACCUCUACUCAUACUUCCUUGUCUGAAAACCCUUUACAUUAGUGUUCAUUGUAAACAUUUUGUCCUCAAACUCAUCCAUGACUGCUCGGUGCUUGAAAAUUUAUCUCUGACAAUGGCAUCACUUGAUAAUGAAGACUACAUUUCUAACAUCCCUACUUUGAAGAGACUGGAACUAACAGCAAGGAAUUGCAUAACACAAAGUUGUUUUGAAUGUCCCUAA
Molecule: messenger RNA, 669 nt
Organism: Lactuca virosa
Lineage: Eukaryota; Viridiplantae; Streptophyta; Magnoliopsida; Asterales; Asteraceae
Source: the annotation of a GenBank genome assembly